Messenger RNA from Panonychus citri (citrus red mite), 802 nucleotides. RefSeq names its product probable ribosome biogenesis protein RLP24 (gene RpL24-like). NCBI's taxonomy places the organism in Eukaryota, Metazoa, Arthropoda, Arachnida, Trombidiformes, Tetranychidae. Gene Ontology annotation, biological process: ribosomal large subunit biogenesis. The record is from RefSeq and is a predicted model, not a curated record. The transcript is spliced from 2 exons. Gene Ontology annotation, cellular component: nucleolus. Bases 114 to 677 code for a protein of 187 amino acids.
UUCUGUCUUUUAACAUUUUAUUUUGGUUUAAAUUAGAUUUUAAUUGUUGAUCAUUAUUGUUGAUUAAUUUAACCUUCGACCUGUUGUUUAUUUGAGUUUUUUUCCUUCACAUUAUGAGGGUUGAACGUUGUUAUUUCUGUUCUUCUCCUGUCUAUCCAGGGCAUGGAAUUCAAUUCGUUAGGAAUGAUUGUAAGCUUUUUCGAUUUUGUAGGAGUAAAUGUAGGCGACGAUUUAAUCAGAAAAAGAAUCCUAGGAAAACCAAAUGGACAAAAGCUUAUCGAAAAGCUGCUGGAAAGGAGCUUGUUAAUGAUCCAGCAUUUGAAUUUGAAAAGAGACGAGACACUCCAAUGAAAUAUAAUCGUGAAUUAUGGUUAAAGACUAUUGAUGCCAUGAAAAGGGUUACAGAGAUACGAAGGAGAAGGGAAUCUGAAUUUAUCAUGAAACGUCUUCGAAAGGCAAAUGCUAUUGAAAAGGAAAGAGAUAUCAAAGAGGUUAAACGAGAUCUCGCCCUCAUCAAAUCUCCUGCUGCUGGAAUGAAAAGGGAGAGAAGGAAAGAGAAAAGUAAAGUUAUUGUUCGAUUUGAAGAUGAAAUGGAAGAUGAAAGUGAGAAUAGUCAAGAAGAGGAAGAAAUGGCUGUUGAAAGCGACGAAGAGGAAAUGGUCACCAUUAGUGUUUAAUAUGGACGGAAAGGAAAAGAUGAGACAAUGUGUAAUUUAUAAUUUGGAAACAAUUACUAUUUUAUUGAUAUUUUGUUGUCAAAAGUUUGUUCAUUGUCCAAUUAAAGUGUUUUGGAUAAGUAUAA